Helianthus annuus (common sunflower) is the source of this 2562-nucleotide messenger RNA. Its product is annotated as myb-like protein X. The record is from RefSeq and is a predicted model, not a curated record. Bases 1 to 2562 code for a protein of 853 amino acids. NCBI's taxonomy places the organism in Eukaryota, Viridiplantae, Streptophyta, Magnoliopsida, Asterales, Asteraceae. The transcript has 4 exons.
AUGGUGGAGAAUCUAGCGUCAGAUGUUAGAGUUUGGAGAUAUCCACAUUUUGUUCAAAUGAUGAUUGAUCGUGCUUAUCCUGGUAUUGACAGAGACAUUAAGGAUGAUCUUCUUGUUCUAGCACACAUGUCUAAUAUCUCGUUGAAGAACUUGGUCAAGUACCAUCCUCAUCAUCCAGAGCCGGAGUUGGUGAUUGAAAACUUCGGAUUACUUAAAGAUGCAAGUUAUGUGGAUCCUGAUCCAGAAAGUCAUCAAAACUGGAGAAAUGAAGAAGAAAUGAAAGAAGCAUUGUAUGCUGUGGAGUUGAAGAUAAUUCAGGGUUUCAAACCAACAAAGAAUGAGUGGUAUGUGAAGGAGUCUGGGCGCAGACGUAGACUUGUAACUCCUGUAGCUGAAGGUGAAGACACUACUAGUUCUUCUAGUGGGUCUGUUUUUGAAGUAGUUGAUGCAAGAGAGCGUGAAAGACGAAUGAGAGAGGAGGUAGAAAAGGAGAAGUUACUCAGAAAGAGAAAGAGAGAAGAGAAAGAAGAUGCACCUUAUGAACCUUCUCCAGAACAUGUUUCUGCAUCACAGUCUACUCCUAAGAGUAAAAAGAAAGCUGGAGUCUUGAAGUUGCAAAAGAGAAUUGAUGAGGUGAUAGCAGAAAACAAAAAGUUGGCGGAUGAAUGCAAAAGAAUUGCUGAAAGAGAAAAGUCUCUUGCUGGUAAGGUGCAGAGAUUAGAAGGUGAAAACAAAGUGUUGGAACUGAAGAUUGAAGUUGAUCAGACGGAAAUUGAUGUUUUGAAAGUUAGAGUGUCUGAGUUAGAAGAGGAGAAGAGUCGUCGAGAAAGUGAAAACGAGUACUAUAAGUUGAAGAAUAAAGAGCUUAUGGCUGCUAAAGCGUUGCAUGAACACAAGUUCUACAUGCUGAAUAGAAUUGUGGAAAGCAUGUUAGAAACAACAGUGGAUCAGAAGUAUGAAGAGUUGAAAUUAGAAGAUCUUCGUGCUGAACGUAAAGCAGAAGUAGAAAGGCAAAUGAAAGAUAAAGGUAAAGCUGUUGAAGGAAGUUCCGUAAUGUCUAUUGUGCCUUCAAUGGUGAUAGAUAAUCUAGUGCCUAUAUCCUCAGUUCCUGGUAUAGUUGAAGAAGAAAUUCAAUCGCCAAAGUUAAUUGGUGGCGAAGAAGAAGAGGAUGAUGGAGGUUCUGGUGUGAGAGUUACUGAAGCUUCAAAAGAAAAAGUCGUUGAAGAUCUGCUAAACGAUACAGUUAAUGAAGAAAGUGGGGAAGCUGAGAGAAAGGGGGAGUCGAGUAGGAAUCAGAUUGUCGAACAUCAUGAACCGUUGUUCUUAUGUCUAGAUGUGUAUAGGGAGAUGUUAAACGAUGUAAAUCCCGAGAAUCCAAUUGAUCUUGAAGCUGAUCUGGAAUCUUUUGAUAUCACUAAACAGAAAGAUUACAAGUAUAACUAUGUUGAGGAUGCACAUCAGUACGAUAGGGUGGAAGUAGAGGAUUGUUCUGAUAAUGAGGAUGUCCCUGAAGAUACAUCAAAACUUCCGACGUUAAUGGAGUUUUUCGCAGCAGAAAACAGAGAAGAGUUGCGUCAGAAAGUGACUGAAGCGGUGAAUGAAAAUGUGUUCGAGUGCUUGAGAAAAGAAGCUGAACAAGAAAGUCAAUCAAAUGUUGAGAGAGAAGAUCAUUCAAAAUGGUUUAAAGACAGUCAUGAAAGAAUGUUCAAGAGGCCUUUGAAGUUUUUCCAACGUGAUAGAUCUAUUUCUCUUGGUGAUAUCAUCAGUUGGGGUUUUCUUCCUCAAGUCAACGCCUAUGCAGUUAGAAGAGAAUAUGGUGUCCAAUACUUUAAACGUUUAUAUGACAUUAUGUCAUUACCAUGGUGGGAUGUCGAUGAGUUAUCUCAGGUGAGAACGUUGGAGUAUCAGGUGAGACAGAAUGAUAAAGCUAUGUGGGGAUAUAUCAAGUACGAGACUCUAAGAGGUUAUCUGAAAUGGAAACCUCAUCGUCCAAGACGGGUUGAAAGAGUAGAUCCUGAAACUGGUGUAAGGGAAACUAUUCUGAAUGUAAAGCCUCCAAGAACCAUGACGAAGAUUCCUAUGCCAGAAAUGGAACAAGAUUUUUACAAAGGGUUCAUUGAUUGGGUGUAUAGCUGUCUUACAACUGAAGCUAUCAUUACAUACAGAGCUGGUAGUGAGCUGAGAUAUAUUCGUGUCUAUGAUCCGAUGUGGCUGGUGAAUUGUUCGGCAAAAGACAUCGAAUGCUUGUUUAUUCACAAGAUUCGUUAUAAAGCAGAAGAUAAAGAUCAAGCUCAACAGUUCCAAUGCGUUGUAUCAUUGUGCUUUCGAAAAGGAAUCAAUUCCGAAAGCAAGUGGAAAUCGUCUUGGUGGGCAUUGGAUGAAAAGAUGAAGAAGAAAGCUAAGCGUGAACGUGAAAAUCGUAGGAUGGAAGGGAAAAGAGGAAAGUUUUUGAAGAAACAACAGGAAGAAGAGAAGGCAGAGAAUCGAAAGCGUGAAAAGAUCAGAGUUGCAUUAAGCAGGAAGCCUAAAGGGCAUGAAGAACAUUACAAAGCUGCUAUCUGA